AUGUUAUUGAUUGAACACUUAAUUCGUAUGAAAAUAAUAUUCAUUGUAUUGUUCAAAAAGAGUAUUAUCGUUUUUGGUCAGGAAGAGCAAAGAUGUUUAUUUAUCUCUAUCAAAGAACAGAUUCAAAAUAUCUAUUUCAUAAAUGAUCGAGGUGUGAAAGAUUUAACUGAACCAAACUAUUACCAAAAUGGUGGAAAAUCUUUAGUUUAUGAUACGAAACAUAUGAUCAAUUAUGUUGAUGUGAUUGAGCGAGAUGGUAAAGAGAAAGUCUGUGUUUUUACAGCAUAA
This is a messenger RNA of Heterostelium album PN500, 288 nucleotides long. RefSeq lists its product as uncharacterized. NCBI's taxonomy places the organism in Eukaryota, Evosea, Eumycetozoa, Acytosteliales, Acytosteliaceae. The coding region runs from base 1 to 288 and encodes 95 amino acids. The transcript has 4 exons. The record is from RefSeq and is a predicted model, not a curated record.